This is a messenger RNA of Lolium rigidum, 913 nucleotides long. RefSeq lists its product as uncharacterized. NCBI's taxonomy places the organism in Eukaryota, Viridiplantae, Streptophyta, Magnoliopsida, Poales, Poaceae. The record is from RefSeq and is a predicted model, not a curated record. The transcript is spliced from 5 exons. Bases 116 to 550 code for a protein of 144 amino acids.
GGAGGCCGGUCUCCCUUCUCGACGCACGGACCACCUACCUGCCGAGGACGGCGGGCUCCUGCUGCUGCUGCAUGCCGGCAAGUUGGUGACUCUGGUUUCUCAUUAUCAUCAUCCGAUGUACCACAACUCCAAUGGGCCUACAGAACACCUAGCUCUGGUCCGCGCGGCCGCCACUAACAUCAGGAUGCUACUCGUCACCUCUGGUUCGGAUGGGGCGAGUGGGAGAGGUCGUCCAGCACCAUCUCCAUCUCAAAAAGGUUCGGUCAGGGGCGAAGUUGGAGUCCGCGAGGUUGCAAUGUCAUGUAUCGUGUCUUAUUCAGGGAACGUGAACAAUACCGGCGACUCCAGGUAUUUGGCAAUGUGGAGUGCAACUGAGUGGUGUAGUGGAAUUGGGAUCCAACAAAGUGUUGUUUGGCCGGAGCCGGAGACGAACAUGGCGGAGGCUCCGGAGCAGCAACUCUACUUGUUGGUGGCGGGAGCCUGGAGCAGCACCUCAAGUGGGGCAAGUUGCGCGGGGUCGGAGUUGAAGACUAACCUGGCUUCCUGGUGACCCGUGGAUCAAGGGGACAUGGAUCUGGCCUGAGGAGGCAAUGAUGGGCGCAACGACAGCCUAGGUGGGAAUUGUUGGGCAGCGACAACCCGGGGAGGAGCUGGUGGCGCAGCGGAGACCUACUGGAUCUGGCGUACUGGGGCGCAGCGGAGAAGCUUACUUGCUUGCUGUAUGGUGAUUGUUGCCCUGCAUUUAUGCGACUUCUGCCUGGAGCCAGCAUUUGAAGCAAUGGCUCCAGUUUACAUUUGUAUUCACAUACUUGGUGGCAUUGGUUAAUUAAAGGCAAACAACCAUCGUCAAGCACGAAUGAUCCUGUGACAUUAUUUUGUGGGCGUGACUUUGUGAGACAAAUUUGUUUUCUGA